This is a messenger RNA of Populus euphratica (Euphrates poplar), 2587 nucleotides long. Its product is annotated as protein GRIP-like. Lineage: Eukaryota; Viridiplantae; Streptophyta; Magnoliopsida; Malpighiales; Salicaceae. The record is from RefSeq and is a predicted model, not a curated record. Bases 221 to 2167 code for a protein of 648 amino acids. The transcript has 18 exons.
CUCCUUUCCUUCUUGUGCAGUUCUUUAUCUCCCUCCUUCUCUUCUGUUCACCUGUAAUAACCAAAACCAUUUAAUUUAAAAAUAUUCGCAAUCAGUUUAAUUCCUUUUCUCCCUUUCCAAGUUCUGUUUUGCUGUAUAAUUUCUCCUAUUUCACAAACAGAGAUGGAUACAAAUUUAAACGACAAGGAGUCCAUGAUUGCUCGAAUCCAACAAUUGGAACAUGAGCGUGGUGAAUUGCACAAAGAUAUUGAACAAUUGUGUUUGCAGCAAGCUGGACCUGGCUAUCUUGCUGCCGCUACUCGAAUGCAUUUUCAAAGCUGGAUUGGAGCAGGAGAUUGAGAAUUUGAAAAAGCAGUUGGCUGCUUGCUCAAGAGAUAAUCUUAAUCUUCAAGAGGAGCUUUCUGAGGCUUACCGAAUCAAAACCCAAUUGGCCAAACUACACCAAGCAGAGGCUGCAAAGAACAUGGAGGCAGAGAAACAGGUUAAGUUUUUCCAAGGCUGUGUAGCUGCUGCUUUUGCUGAUCGUGAUAAUUCGAUAAUGGAGGCUGAAAAGGCAAAGGAGAAGGAGGAGUCAAAGUCCCAGAAAUUUAGUGAAAUUCAGCAGAGGUUAGAAGUGCUUAAUUCGGAUUUUCUUGAACAGAAGAGACUAAAUGAUACACUGCAGAGUGAUUUAUCAAAGCAAGAUGAGCAGAUUGAGACUUUCAAGAAGGUUGUCAACAAGUUUUACGAGAUCAGGCAGCAUUCUCUUGAGGGAUUUGAGGAUACUAGUUGGGACAAUAAAUGUGCAUGUCUGUUACAUGACUCAGAAGAGUUGUGGAGCUAUAAUGAUUCCUCAACUUCUAAAUACAUUAGUGCGUUAGAAGAAGAGGUGGAGACACUGAGGAACUCUCUGGAUAAGCUUCAAAGCAAAAUACGAGUGGGUUUGGAAAUUGAAAAUCACUUAAAGAAGAAAGUUCUUGAACUUGAAAAGAAGCAAGUUCUUUUGGACAAAAUGGUUAUGGAGGGGAUAACAGAAUUACACCAUUACCAUUCUCGCCAUAGAGUUCAGAUCACGAGUUUACUUAGCAAGGAAAGAUCUCAUAUCAAAUCAAUUAUUGAUAUGGCAGAAGAAAAGAUGAAGCAAUUUGAUGUGAUCAGCGAACAGGAUUUGGUGGCUUGUAGAGUUGUAAGACUGCAAGAAGAUGAAUUUCGAGAUGUGCAUAUGAGUACUGAUGCUGAUCUGGACUUAGCACCCAAGAGAAUUGACCAAGGCGCACUAGAUACUGUGGCUCAUUCAGAAGGCAACACAUCUGAAGCCCUUGCACAGGCCAUGCAAGAAAAGGUUGCAGCAUUGUUGCUUUUAUCUCAGCAGGAAGAAAGACAUUUACUGGAGAGAAAUGUCAAUGCAGCUCUUCAGAAAAAGAUAGAGGAGCUUCAAAGAAACUUGCUACAAAGGAGACAUUAUAAAAAUGUUGGUAUGCAGGAUGAAAGACCUUUCUCCUUGGUCACCAAUGAAAAGGUUAAAGCUCUUAUGGAGUUGGCGCAGUUAAAGCUCGAAUAUCAACAACUACAAAAAAAAGUUGGCAGUGAAAUAAAAGGAGAUUUUUCAGCUGACACUGGGGAGAUAAGACUUUCUAAUAUAGAAAGAGAUGGAAAGAUAAGAAACCUGUUGAAGAGGACAUAUCUAAGACGUUGGAUGGGCACAAUGGAUUUUCGUGGAAAUGAAGCUCAAACCUGCCCGAGUAGUGAAGGGAAUUUCUCUGGGAAAAGAGCAAAUGACAUGGAUUUUGCCAGAAUGAAGAUUGAAAAUGCCACUCUCAAGGAAAGCAUGGAAUGUAUGGACCACCUAAUUUCUUCAAUUCACAGACUUCACCUUGCACUUCUGAAGGUCAAAGAGUCAGAUACUCGUGAAGGUACCAGUACUGGCUUGCUAGAAGCUCUUAAUGAUAUCAUUUCUGAGGCUAGACUUGUGAAGACUGCCCUCGGAAGCUCCUUACCUAUUAGUUGGUCUGCUGAGGCAGAUGAUGCAUCAAUUGGUGAAAGUGUCUGCGAUGAACUAAGUGAUAUUUAUGGGAACCCCAGUAGAGAGAAGAUAGAUUCUGUUUCUGCUGCAGGUUUUGAGAUGGUGGAGCUUCUCAUACUUGCAGCUCAGAUAUUAAAGGACAAUAAAACCACAAAGGGUUGCUGAGAUUGGAGUUUGUUUCAUUCUGGUCUGUGUGGGCUUUGUUCUGUGAUGAAAAGCAUACUAAAGGGACUUUUCGGCAAAGAGAAGUGAAAAUUUGUGCAGUGUGAAGGAAGAAGGCGAACUUUUGGAACAACUUAAUCAGUGCAGAAUGAAAGCCAAUGCUUAUCUUGUCAUUGUAGAGCCUUUUAUUGUAUUUAUGGUGUUUUGAAAGGAAAGGAAAGGAGGAGGGAAUAGAGUUCAAUUCCUUUCCUUUGUAUAUACAUGGUUAGACACAAGCCAGUUGCAUAAAGUACAGUAAUAUGAACUGGGUUAUUAGAUUAUUUCAAUGACAAAGUUUCUGAGCUGUGUAUGCUUCCUUUCAGUACUGCCUGUUGUAUUUUAAUUGUCAAAGUUUAUGUUGAGCGAUUGAGGGAUGAUGCAUUU